AAAGUCUUUGGAAGGGAAGUAGUGGCGGCAUCUAGAAGCAACAGUGUCUUCUUGCUGGUUUCCUUUUCUCUGGCCCACAAACCCUACUAAUUACCCAAAGGGAUCAUCAAAAGCCUAAACUGUUCAUGCUCACGGCCGGCUGGUUCCAAAACAAUUAUAUGGGGUAUACUCUACCUAGAUUUCAAUUCAAGGUUCUCUUGAAAGGAUUCCUCCUUCCUUGGGCAUUCGACUACUGGCUCCGCACCUUUCAUCGUCCGAUCCUUCCUUUAGCCGCAGAAUUGCUUCCAAGCUCCAACACAUGAUAAAACAGGUAAACGAGAUAAAGACUAACUACGCUUGGACGACUAAUCCUUUCAAGGUGAUCUUAAACGAUAUCCAGUUGUUCUGUGGAAGCCUAUGACUGCAUUAACAAAGGAUGACGAGCUUCUACCUAGUUUGUAUCAUGUUUUACACUUUAGCAGGUCCGCAAUUUUCCAGAAUGCCUCACAUCACUCUCCAUAUAGCCUAACAAACACUCCAAUCUACAAAUCUCCAGAUCCAUAAGCCAUAAAUCUACAAAACAACUUCGAAUUCCUGUGUUCGUAACAUCCCAUACUUAUCCACAGCAUUUGCCACCAAACUUUUGCAGCUAACAAUGUCCUUGUCGGAGCAUGCCAAAGGCAAACAGGCUACUAAGUCCGAGCCGCUAAGUGUAACAGGCCUCGACGGCCCGCCUAGACUAUCGUCUAACAACGAUAUUCCUUCAGGCAGGGUGUCUGAACGCAAAUGGCGGGACGCAUUUACAGGGGAACCGGCUGAUCCCUUGAUCAAGGAAGAACUGUACGAGUCAAAGAUUGACUACUCUUACCGACCGGUGGAAAAUGGUUCUAAUGCCUGGUUCGUUGUGGCGCCUGGUCUGACCAAUGACGAAAAUCGUCGGCCGGUCUACAAAGCAUUGUUCUCUGGAAAACGCAGUCCAGAGCACAGACAGAGCAGGAGCUACUACAUACAUCAAGAAAACCCUAACCCGCAUUGGUGGGAUGAGGCUACUAAAAAGGCAGCCGAAUGGAUCAUCAGUCAUCGUCAAGUCACUGGCCUUGAUCCAAGCUACGAUCUCCAAAGAUCGGUAUCUUUGUGGUCUUCUGUUCUUGCCAAUGAACUUCGCCAUGGACUGGCGACAUAUGAAAAGAGCGGAGGGUACAGCCCAGAGUGCCCUCGCUUAGCAAUAGUCAAGGAAGAUGACUUGGGUCAUAUGUAUGCGCAUGGCCUAGAAAGAUCAAAAGACAAUGUCAGUUACGAACAAGUCCUUCAAGAUCCGGAGACUGCAAUUGUCCGGGUGAAGGAAGAGCCGUCUUACAUGUGUAGUAACAGGUCUCAUCCAGUGGGAAUCGCUCACGUUUUAAUACACACGGAUUACUCCAAAUCUGGUAUACCCACAAUUCAUUGUGUUCUGGCAUUGCCUAAAGAAAAGAACGCUCUGACUAAAACGUCAUCAGAAGUCUAUGCUUUCUUCGAUACUGAGGAUGGAGAGGCCCAUCGAUAUCUAAUUCAAACUAUUGGCAGUGCGCUUUCAGCGUUCGAAAACUUUGAUAAAGACCAAUUCCGUUAGCUAGAAAUCAGUGAUGCCAUUUGCUCAAACCGAGAAGGGUGGUCCAAUGACUUGGGAACCAAAUCAGAGGCCUGCUCGAGAUACGUAAGUGCCUUGGUACAGCGAGAACUUGAUAUCAUAACCGCCCGUAACGGAGGUUCACAUUUGACACCUCUUGUCUCCGCUGUCCACGGCUGGGACAAUUAUACUUGGAAAGACGCUCUUGCAACUGGAGAAAUCGACUCAAAAUCUCUGAACGGUCCUCCUUCAUGUACCCCUACCAUCCUGCAAGAUAUCAAAAAGAGGAAUGUUGUAUCCCAGGCUCCUCGCUUUCCAGGGAUCAGUGUUCAUCAACAAUACAUCGAUCCAGAGGCCGCCACUCUUCCUUCUUAUGAAGACUCCUCCUGGGAUGCUUCAACUGGGCCAGCUGGUAUUACGAGUACUGCUAUUUCGUCAAAUGCAAUUGCUAGACUCACAACAAAAAAUGGGGGUAAUAUGGACACAUUUGAUGACGGUUUCGCAGGGUCCCAGGAGGGAAGCAGCUCGAUGGCUCAACCUUCCUCUUGGACAGGUCAUAGAGUCGGCAGAGAAGUAAGCAGAAAUACACAUUCUAGAUUGAGCCACAGUCGCGCGAUUGAUAGCACUCAACCUCAAACGUCAGGGUCCGAGCGGGCCAAGAGGAUCUUGUCCAAAUUUCUCUGCCAUGGACGAGAAGGUAGCGACUCUGAUGAUUAAUAAUCAAGUAGCAUGAUUCCUUGAAAUGCAUUGAGUUGCCUCGUGGCGUCUGACAAUUCGUUUUCCUCCUGAA
Molecule: messenger RNA, 2375 nt
Organism: Cryptococcus deneoformans JEC21
Lineage: Eukaryota; Fungi; Basidiomycota; Tremellomycetes; Tremellales; Cryptococcaceae
Exons: 7
Coding region: 635-1588 (317 amino acids)
Source: RefSeq, a predicted model, not a curated record